This is a messenger RNA of Macrobrachium nipponense, 2096 nucleotides long. RefSeq names its product protein transport protein Sec61 subunit alpha-like 1. The record is from RefSeq and is a predicted model, not a curated record. The coding region runs from base 147 to 1601 and encodes 484 amino acids. Gene Ontology annotation, biological process: post-translational protein targeting to membrane, translocation; SRP-dependent cotranslational protein targeting to membrane, translocation. Gene Ontology annotation, molecular function: transmembrane protein transporter activity; ribosome binding; signal sequence receptor activity. Gene Ontology annotation, cellular component: Sec61 translocon complex; membrane. The transcript has 10 exons. NCBI's taxonomy places the organism in Eukaryota, Metazoa, Arthropoda, Malacostraca, Decapoda, Palaemonidae.
CAAGAGUCCCCUAGCGGCGGCCGGCUGAAACCCUGACACGUCGCGUCCAGUGUGGCAGUGUCGACGGAGUAGUGCAAGUGGUAAGACGGCUCUCGCCCUCUCUUUCCUUUCUCCAGACCAGGGCAGACACUCGCAGCAUCCUCAACAUGGGAAUAAAAUUCUUGGAGGUGAUAAAGCCGUUUUGCGCGGUGCUACCAGAAAUUCAAAAACCUGAACGAAGGAUUCAGUUUCGAGAAAAAGUAUUAUGGACAGCUAUUACCCUAUUUAUCUUCUUAGUAUGCUGCCAGAUCCCCCUCUUUGGUAUUAUGAGCACAGAUUCCGCGGAUCCUUUUUACUGGAUCCGUGUGAUUUUGGCCAGUAAUCGUGGUACUCUUAUGGAACUUGGUAUCUCCCCCAUUGUCACUUCCAGUCUUAUAAUGCAACUUUUGGCAGGUGCAAAGAUCAUUGAGGUUGGUGAUACUCCAAAGGACAGAGCACUCUUCAAUGGAGCUCAAAAGCUCUUUGGUAUGGUCAUCACGAUAGGUCAGGCCAUCUUGUAUGUUAUGACAGGAAUGUAUGGUGACCCAACUGAACUUGGUGGUGGAAUCUGCUUGCUUAUUAUUAUCCAACUGUUUGUGGCAGGUCUUAUUGUCUUAUUACUGGAUGAACUUUUGCAGAAGGGUUACGGUCUUGGAUCUGGUAUCUCCCUCUUCAUUGCUACAAACAUCUGUGAAACUAUUGUAUGGAAAGCUUUCUCUCCGGCUACAGUCAACACUGGCCGAGGUACUGAAUUCGAAGGUGCAAUCAUUGCUCUCUUCCAUCUUCUGGCCACUCGUCAAGAUAAGGUACGAGCUCUUCGUGAGGCUUUCUACAGGCAGAACCUUCCUAAUUUGACCAACCUUUUGGCUACUGUCCUCAUCUUUGGCAUUGUUAUAUACUUCCAGGGCUUCCGAGUCGAUCUCCCUAUCAAGUCUGCUCGUUACCGUGGCCAGUACUCAUCUUAUCCCAUCAAGCUGUUCUACACUUCAAACAUUCCCAUCAUUCUCCAGAGUGCUCUUGUGUCCAAUCUUUACAUUAUUUCACAAAUGUUAGCUGUGAAGUUCCAAGGAAACUUCUUCGUCAGUCUUCUUGGUGUAUGGAAUGAUCCUGGUGCAGGAGGACCAGGCCGUGCUUCAUACCCAGUUGGUGGUUUGUGUUAUUAUAUGAGCCCACCAGAAUCCUUUGGCCAUGUUCUUGAAGAUCCUCUCCAUGCCAUCAUCUACAUUGUCUUUAUGCUUGGAUCCUGCGCUUUCUUCUCCAAGACUUGGAUUGAUGUCUCUGGUUCAUCAGCAAAGGACGUCGCCAAGCAGCUGAAAGAACAACAGAUGGUUAUGCGAGGCCAUCGUGACAAGUCUAUGAUUCAUGAACUGAACCGCUACAUCCCAACGGCUGCUGCUUUUGGUGGUCUUUGCAUUGGUGCCCUGUCUGUUCUUGCAGAUUUCCUUGGUGCUAUUUUUUUUUUGUCAAGUUUUCUUCUUCUCAUUACAGGUAUCUUGCUGGCCGUCACCAUUAUCUACCAGUAUUUCGAAAUCUUCGUCAAAGAACAGAGCGAGAUGGGUGGCAUGAGCACGUUAUUGUUCUAGAGAGAGUUUUCCAAAUGAAAGAUAGAUCAUAUUUUAUUUUGGAAGGAUCUCCGGUUGUGUCACUUAUGACGUAAAUUACGUUGAUGCUCACAAUGCGUGUGGUCUCUUGAAUGUUAAUUUGUUAUUGUAAAUUAAGGAGUAGUUUAUACUCUCAGAUGGUGUAUUUAUUUUUUUCCCACUGGUUAUAUCUCUCUUUCUAGGACUUCUGUCAGUUUCUGUUUAUAAAGUAUUUUUUUAUGGACAAAACAAGCGAUUUUUUUUUUUCUCUUCCUUGGACUGCAGGAUUCCUAGUACAGUUCAGUGAUAACCAAUCAUUUGGGUAUUGCCACGUGCAAGAGAUUUAAGUUUUUGGAAAUGGCAAGACAGGAUUGCCAAAAUGACUGUCUGUGAUGGACGAAUGAAUGCUGUUUUAAAAUGAAAGUUUGUAUGUUCGUGUAAAAAUGUUUGUACUUUUUACAAUUAUUAGAAAUAUUAAUAAAAAUUAAGAUAGGGAGA